Messenger RNA from Lobosporangium transversale, 1743 nucleotides. RefSeq lists its product as hypothetical. NCBI's taxonomy places the organism in Eukaryota, Fungi, Mortierellomycota, Mortierellomycetes, Mortierellales, Mortierellaceae. The transcript has a single exon. The record is from RefSeq and is a predicted model, not a curated record. Bases 164 to 1309 code for a protein of 381 amino acids.
UCUAACGCCUUCAGGAUUCUCCUCGCAAAAUAGUGGCAUACUCAUACUCUUGCUUAUAUUUCGCAUAUGACAUAGUUAAAGUUCGUGAUUGGUGGUGACGCUACCACGUAAUCUGUGUCUUCAUACAUCCCAUCUCCAUCAGCAUCAUCAUCUCUCUCUGCAGAUGGGCAACAUCAAGUUGAAUCCCUUGGAUAUUCCAGAAAUCAUCUCACUCGUUGGCAGCUCCCUCAGUAGAAAAGACCUUCUGGCCUGUAUCCGUGUCUCGAGGACUUUUCAAAGUGCACUUAUCAGAUUCAUAUGGAAGUCAAUCACUGUCAAACUCCUUGUGAAAUCCAAAUUCAGAUACCCCAUUGGCGAAGCACUGCAGAACAACAAGAAGUACAUUGAAGAAAUUCUAUUUGCAGGCGAUUUCCCAAAGGAGUAUGAGUCGUUGCAGGGAUGCACUCGCCUCCAGUACAUCAGAUACAUAAGAGCAUUGGAGCAAAAGCCAACUGGGUUUUGCAACUUCAUCAAGGCACACAAUUCCACCAUCACCAAGCUUUACUUGGGUAAUCCUUUAUCUUCACAAGAGCUUUGGGAGGCAGUGCUAGGAUGCGCUAAUCUCGAGCGUUUAGAAUUGUCUCGGAUACACUUCUAUGAGGCAACUGACCUGUUCUUUCUGCUCUGCAAGAAAGUUAGGCACCUGCGCCUGGAUAGGAUAUUCAUAAACCAGCUACCUACCAACUUCCUGAGUAAUGAGGCCAGCGGAUACUUUUUCCCAAACAUUCGCACACUAAAUAUGAAAGAUGUCAAGAUAAUCAACCCUCCACAUCCGUGCACGUCAUCAUAUUGCUUCGGCAUGUUAGUCAGGAGAUGCCCAGGAUUGUGUGCGCUGGAAUUUCUCGACGGCGCCGAGCUUACGGAAGAUGAACAACCAGCCCACAGUGGCUUCUACAGGGCGGCUUUCCUUCAGCAUCCCUGGACGCUAGCAAGUUUAUCUGAUUUAUCUAUUCCUUACUUGAACAUAGAAGAUGAGGAUAUGGCAGUACUUCUCAAACAGAUGGCUGAAUUAAAACGGUUAAAUGUUCCAGCUUGUGAGUUCGGCCAGCUUUCCCUGAAGGAAUUACUAGCGGACAAGCAAAGUAUGCAGGAUAAUGGACAGAUGGUACAAAAAGCGAGGCUGCGGAGGCUCUGCGAGACAGUUGAGGAUUUGGUGCUCAGGGGGUAUAGUCGUGGCAUUGCUCAAGCUAUUUUAUCAAAUUGCCCACGACUGAAGCGCCUGACGGGACUUUUAAUAACAGUGACAGAGAUUGCCAAUAGAGCAGAAUAGGUGAGCACUGAACUGGGCCACUUGGUUCUCUAUCUUGAGGCAGACGUUGAUCAAGAGACCGCAGAAGGCAUGGCAAGGUCACGGAUUGUGUUCAGACAACUAGGGAAAUUGACCCAACUACAACAUCUUAACUUAACGCGGUGGAGCCCAAGGAAUGAUGGAGGAAGGACACUGGACUUGAGGCUAAGAGCAGGUCUAGAUGAGCUAGCCAACCUGAAGAGACUGAGUCGGCUCGAGUUCGUAGAUAGCGGUCGCUAUCGAAUGCAACUUGAGGAUGCGACAUGGAUCGUGAACAAUUGGCCAAACAUCAGACUCAUUCGAUGCAACAUGAACACUGAGCAAAAUGAGGAUGGCCAUAAUUUGGGUUCUGAUUUACUUAAGGCGCACGGUAUAAAUAUUGACAACUAGACUGAAGAAGUAAAUAAAUCUAUUGC